AUGGCGAGGGGGAAGAUAAGCAAGGAAGAUGUUGUAGAGAAGCUUAAGGACGACGGCGAUUUCGACCUUCUCCGUCUCAACAUCAUACGCCGCCUCAAAGAUAACGAGGAGUUACGAAACAAGAUGAUAUCUCUUGUCAAGGAGUCAGCAGCUUUGAAUCGACCGAGUGCUCAAACUAUGAAACCCAGGCAACUCUCUGAUGCGAUAUUCGAAGAUGUCGGAUAUAUUAAAAAGGGAAUUUGUAGGAGCAAGAUGUUGAGCCAGCUCUCGGAUGGGUUGUGGGGGCUAAUAAGAUCAGAAGACGGGAUGAAGGGCGAGAUCAGAGAAACCGUGCAAUCCGUCUAUGCUACAUUAUCCACUAGAGAAGCGGGACGUAAGAUGCCAGCACCGGUCUCUAAAGGUGAAACCUCCUCGUCUUUUCCUUCUUCCUCUUUUGAUUCGAAAUUCUUAGUUUGA
Molecule: messenger RNA, 456 nt
Organism: Brassica oleracea var. oleracea
Lineage: Eukaryota; Viridiplantae; Streptophyta; Magnoliopsida; Brassicales; Brassicaceae
Exons: 3
Coding region: 1-456 (151 amino acids)
Source: RefSeq, a predicted model, not a curated record